Molecule: messenger RNA, 1581 nt
Organism: Tribolium madens (black flour beetle)
Lineage: Eukaryota; Metazoa; Arthropoda; Insecta; Coleoptera; Tenebrionidae
Product: beta-1,3-galactosyltransferase 1-like
Exons: 6
Coding region: 273-1301 (342 amino acids)
Cellular component (GO): membrane
Molecular function (GO): hexosyltransferase activity
Source: RefSeq, a predicted model, not a curated record
UCGGCACUCACCAUCAGUUAAACCACGUUUUAAAAGUUGUUUGGGUGCUUUCUGUUUAAUGUGUGUUUUUAAAAUCGUCUUUCAUAACUAAAGCGCAGAGUUUAAUUGUGAUAAAACAACGAUACCAUUUUACUAACCACAAAAACGCCCCCGGAGAUAAAAAUCAAGCAUUGAGUGGUUUGCUGUCACUGCAACUCUUUACCAGGUGUAAUAAAUAACGUUGUGUUUUUAAAGCAAAAUUCUUUCUACAGUGGAGUUGCGAAAAACACACAAUGUAUAAUCUAAGAAGGAAAUUUUACAUUUUAUGUAUUUGCUUCGCUAUUUAUUCAGUACUUAGUUUGAUGGCCUAUAGCUACUACUUUUCUAGUUCAUCUGAUCUAGACCUAAAUAUUUCAAGAAAUUUGAAUGAUUACAUAAAUAACAGAUUGUCACCGCAUAUUCUGCCAAAAAAAAUUUGUUCCCAAAAGAAGUUACUACUAGUAAUUGUGUGUUCCAGGCCCGACGAUAUACAACUUCGUAAAGCUAUCAGAGAAACAUGGGGGAAAAAACAUGAUGACGUAUCGUUUUAUUUUCUUUUUGGUGAAUUUAAGAAAAACGAGCAAAUAUUCCAAGCCAUGAUCGAAGGAGAACAAGCCCUUUUUGAUGAUAUCAUACAGGAACGUUUCAUCGACUCUUACAACAACCUAACACUAAAAUCUGCCUAUAUGUUAAAAGUUUUUAAUCGUUAUUGCUACAAAUCGUUUAAAUAUUUAAUGAAAACCGAUGAUGACGUUUUUGUAAAUGUCCCACGUGUUUUACAAAUGCUUGCAAACAGAAAAGAAAAUACCAACGUGAUUUUAGGGAGAGUGAGGCAUGGGUGGCCAAUCAGAGACCCAGACAGUAAAUGGUAUGUGACAUUUUGUGAAAACCUUCAUUUAUUUUUUGUGAGGUAUGUGCCGUAUGAAUGGUACCCUGAAAAAGAAUACCCGGCCAAUGUUUGUGGACCAGGGUACAUAAUGUCGCGCGAUGUGGCCAAAAAACUCUACAAAUGUGCACUGAACGAGAGUUUUUUGAACCUUGAAGAUGUUUAUUUGACAGGAAUUUGUGCCAAAAAAAUGAAUAUUUCGCUUGAGAAUAGUUAUUUGUUCACAUGCAAUUAUAGGCCUUCCCAUUUUUGUUAUUACAAGAAUUUCUUUACUCUGCAUUAUUACGAUGCAGAAGAAAUAGUAAAUGCUUAUGAAAUGUUGAACACUAACUAUUGUAAUGGAUUCUCUAAAUUUGAUGUUACGAAGCCAUGGACUUUCUUUUUUAAUUUGUUCUAAUUUUCGAGCGUCGUUUUUGCUGUUAAUAUGACUAAAUAAAGUGUUCUUAUGGAGAGUUAUCAAAUACAUAUUUCAAAAAAAAAUCUAUUAAUUUUUAUUAACCCAAAAGUAACGUUAAACUACAUUAUAUGGCAACACUCACAUAUAAUUGGAUAUUACCAACUACUCGAUCAUUUUAUAAAAAUAUUUUUUUUAUAUAUUUUUUUGGAAAAUAUUAUAAUGUAAGUCUCUUGUUUUGUGGAUUUUUUUGUGAAUUAAAUUAUACAAGCUGGUUCAGAUC